Merops nubicus (carmine bee-eater) is the source of this 320-nucleotide messenger RNA. Its product is annotated as protein FAM162B-like. NCBI's taxonomy places the organism in Eukaryota, Metazoa, Chordata, Aves, Coraciiformes, Meropidae. Gene Ontology annotation, biological process: neuron apoptotic process; cellular response to hypoxia; positive regulation of release of cytochrome c from mitochondria. The transcript is spliced from 3 exons. Gene Ontology annotation, cellular component: mitochondrion. The record is from RefSeq and is a predicted model, not a curated record. The annotation marks the transcript as partial.
GUUACCAAGCUUUAAAAAAUGACAGAAGGCCUACAAAUUUUGAUAAAAAGGUGUUAGUAUGGGCAGGACGCUUUAAAAAGGAGGACAUUCCUAAGCACGUAUCGUCUGAGGUCCUCGACGCAGCAAGGAACAGUGUCAGGAUAAAGGUUUGCUACAUCAUGAUUGCACUGACCUUGCUGGGCUGUUUGACCAUGGUAAUCACAGGCAAAGAAGCUGCUAAAAGGAAUCACACACUGCUGAGGAUGAACAUAGAAAAAAAGGCCAAAUGGAGGGCUGAAAUGGAGAAAGAUCAGGAGGCAGCUGUUGGGAAACCACAAUGA